Messenger RNA from Phlebotomus papatasi, 2349 nucleotides. Its product is annotated as sodium-dependent nutrient amino acid transporter 1-like. Gene Ontology annotation, cellular component: membrane. Bases 333 to 2249 code for a protein of 638 amino acids. Gene Ontology annotation, biological process: sodium ion transmembrane transport. Gene Ontology annotation, molecular function: L-amino acid transmembrane transporter activity. The transcript has 5 exons. The record is from RefSeq and is a predicted model, not a curated record. NCBI's taxonomy places the organism in Eukaryota, Metazoa, Arthropoda, Insecta, Diptera, Psychodidae.
UCCACAUGGAAAAUGUCCAUGGUGAAGGUCUAUCACAAUCAUCAUGAGCUUCCCCCAAGUACUCUCUACACACGAACGGGCUUUUGCCUCCAGUUGUUCAGCCCAAACACCUCAGUUCUGUGUUCGCUUCGAUCGCGAUUGGAUCGUUCCCAUUGAGCUUUCCCGCGCAAAUACUUCUUGCAAUCUUACAAAUGAAUCUUUACAUCGUGUAAUUCCCACCAAGUUUUCCUCGCUGAUACUUUCGUGCUAAAAUCUUCAAGUGCAAUUUUGAAUUGUGAGAAAAAAAAGUCUUCCUAUCUCAAUUGGUCCCUGGUUGAACCAUUUGGACAAAAAUGACAGGACACGAUAAUCCUACAUUCCAAGAUGACAACCUAUCCAUUCCAGGAGACUACAAAUCCACCUACUUCCCACAGAGACCAACAAAAUUUGAACCAGAAAAUUCACAAACAUGUGAAGAAUCUCAGUCUGGUUCUAUGCCACCGGAUAAAGGGGAUCAAGGGCCUAAGCGUGAGACAUGGGGCAAGGGUGUUGAGUUCCUAAUGUCCUGCAUUGCCAUGUCCGUAGGCCUAGGCAAUGUCUGGCGCUUUCCCUUCACGGCACUCGAUAAUGGUGGUGGUGCCUUCUUGAUACCCUACUUAAUAGUCCUAAUACUGGUCGGAAGGCCUAUCUACUAUAUGGAAAUGGCCUUAGGACAAUUCUCCAGUAGGGGUAGUGUCAAGGUCUAUGAUUUUGCUCCAGGAAUGAGAGGAACGGGAUAUGGCCAGAUUAUUGCAACAUUCUGGGUGAUGACUUACUAUUCUUCAGUCAUGGGUAUCACAGUUAGAUACUUGUACGAAUCCUUCAGCUCGACCCUUCCUUGGACAUGGUGUCGAGAUAAUUGGGAAAAUGUAACAUGCGUGGAUGCCGUUCUCAAAAAUACAUCCCAAUCCCUAUCCCAUGCCAAUUCAACAUCGAGAUCGUCAUCAGAUCUCUUUUACCACAAUGAAGUUCUGAAAGAAAAGAGCAGCAUUGAGGAUGGAAUAGGUUUACCAGAUCCCUAUCUAACCAUGUGCUUAGCAUUCUCAUGGCUCGUAGUAAUGCUGAUACUUAUUAAGGGAGUUAAGAGUUCUGGAAAAGCUGCGUACUUCUUAGCGCUUUUCCCUUACGUUGUACUUGGCAUACUUCUCAUCCGAUCUUCAACUCUGCCAGGUGCUAUGAACGGGAUUAUCUACUUUAUUAAACCGCAGUGGGAUCAGUUGCUAAAUCCUCAGGUUUGGUAUGCUGCCGUAACGCAGGUGUUCUUCUCUCUAUCCGUAUGCUUCGGUAACGUCAUCAUGUAUGCGUCCUUCAACAAGUUCGAUCAUAACAUCUAUCGAGAUGCCAAUAUCGUUACCACUCUCGAUACGUUCACAUCUCUCUUGGCGGGCUUUACGAUCUUUGGUAUUUUGGGUCACUUGGCCCAUGAGAUCGGAACUGAUGAUGUCUCCACUGUCGUGGUAUCCGGUGCUGGAUUGGCCUUCAUCUCCUACCCCGAUGCCAUUGCAAAGUUCGACUUCUUGCCCCAAAUGUUCUCAGUUCUGUUCUUCUUCAUGCUGUUUGUCCUGGGCAUUGGUAGCAAUGUCGCCAUGUCGUCAAACAUUUGCACUGUGAUAAGGGAUCAGUUUCCCAAGGUUAAGAACUGGCAAGUGUCUAUGGCUGUAUCAAUUAUCGGCCUGGCCUUGGGAUCGGUCUACGUAACACCUGGUGGUCAGUUCAUAUUGGAACUUGUGGACUACUUCGGAGCCUCCAAUAUUGUGUACGUUCUAGCCAUUGGAGAACUCAUUGCAUUGCACUAUGUCUACGGAAUGGGUCGAUUCUGUAGGGACAUUGAGUUUAUGAUCGGCAAACGACCUGGAAUGUACUGGAGACUAACAUGGGGCUUUAUAACGCCUCUUCUUCUGCUUACUAUCUUCAUCUAUACUCUGGCCAUCUAUUCCCCAUUAACAUAUCGUGGACAGAACUAUCCUGAUUCUGCCUAUGCCUGUGGCUGGACGUUAGCAGCCUUUGGAGUAUUUCAACUGCCGAUUUGGGCAGCUGUAGCUGUGAUAAGACAGAGCGGUAAGACGUGGAGGGAGAAGUUUGUGGGUGCCUUUAAGCCCCGACCCGAUUGGGGACCUGUAGUACCUUCCAUUGCGGAGAAAUAUAGGAAAUUCAGGGCAACUGAGGAUAGCAAGGCCCUAUUUGCGAAUGACGGUUUCAUACACAAGAUCAAGAGAACGUUGUUCGGUUGAUCAUCCAUUUUGCAGUAUCCUCACAAAAGUAUUUAUAAAAUUGUAUCCCAUUUUAUACAUUAGGUUUUAUUUCUAAGAAAUAAAUUUAUAAGAUCAUGAA